Molecule: messenger RNA, 784 nt
Organism: Pantherophis guttatus
Lineage: Eukaryota; Metazoa; Chordata; Lepidosauria; Squamata; Colubridae
Source: RefSeq, a predicted model, not a curated record
UGCGGAGCCUGAGUUUCAAGAUGAGUUUUUUCAAUGUUCUGUUUCAAAAAAUAUCUUUUCUGUCAAAGGUCAGAGAAGAUGCACCCAAAAAACACCACUGGAUACCCAAAAGAAAAAGAACAGAAUUCGGAUCACAAAUGGAGGCAUUACUUAUAGUGUCAUUAAGAUUCUGGCCCAUGCCAUAAACGCUGCAAUGUCCAAUGUCAAGAGGAGAAGAAAGGAGGGAGAAGAGAGAUUGGGAACUCCAAGGCUGCAACCGUGGAAGUUUCAUCCAUUCCUAAAGAAGAAGGAAUUGUACAAUCUUUCUCUGCUAAAAGUGUACUUGGAUCAAAAUGGAGAUGUUGUAGCAGAUCUGGACAUCAUUAGUAGGGUGGUUUUGCCCAAGGACGAUCCCAUCGACAAGGAAUUGGGGAGUUUUGAAAGGCAGAGACUUAGAAUCAGCCAAGAUGCUUUGUCACAGCUAAAGUUGCUCAACAAGUCUCUGCCUCAGUCCAAAUGUGUGGAAAAAUGUCAACCUGGAUUUGUGAAGAAGGCUCGAGAAGGAGAGCCAUUUUGCUGCUACGACUGCAUUCCUUGUCCAGAAGGGACCAUCUCCACUCAGGAAGAUACUGAAAAAUGCACCAAGUGCCCAGAUGAUCAAUAUCCAGCCAAGAACAGAGUCCAAUCGGAAAAAGCCAUGCAGGAAAACUCCCUGGGAGUUCCGGGACUCCCUGCCACUGCCGCCGCUUUGCCCCCCACCCCACCCCAGCUGACGAUCUCACCUCGGACCCUCAGAGCCAUUUAA